Molecule: messenger RNA, 1910 nt
Organism: Tuber melanosporum (Perigord truffle)
Lineage: Eukaryota; Fungi; Ascomycota; Pezizomycetes; Pezizales; Tuberaceae
Exons: 2
Coding region: 1-1098 (365 amino acids)
Source: RefSeq, a predicted model, not a curated record
AUGUCCAAUUUCGACCCGAACGCUGUCAUCCGCGGCGCGCAGCUCACCGUUGUAGGCGCCUACCGCGCCCUACAAAACCCCUCCCUCUUCGAAAUGACACACUACCGACAAGCGUUCCUCGCCGUGGUAAUAGGCGCAGCCCUGCGCCUGCUAGUCUCAGCACCCAUCUUCGGGAUGAGGGUGCUCCUCGGCUUCAUCGGGCUGUUUACGGACCUAUCCGCCGUGACCUGGGACGACGACAUCAUAUCCGGUCUCGAAUUCCUGGAGAAGAGCGUCCUGCAGGUCCCAGUGUUUCUGAUGAGUGCGAUGAGAUACCUGGUUCCCACCCUCGACGAUAUGUUCAUGCAGAGUCUUGAAUGGGUGGACAAGACGUAUCUCAUGAAGCACGCGGAUGAGAACCCGGAGGGGCUUAGGGCGUUGUACUACCCGAAUCUCAGGCUGUACUCCAGGAGUGCUAGGGCCGCGGGCGUCUUCGGGGUGGCUGAGGCUGUUAGACCGUUUUUGAUCAAGUAUGCUCGUCGGGCGGGCAUUUCGAUCGCAGUUUAUUUCGCUUCGUUCCUACCGGUUGUGGGGCGGUUCGUGUUGCCUGCGGCAUCGUUCUACUCGUUUAACAAGGCAGUUGGGCCGGUUCCUGCAGCCGCAGUUUUCGGUGUGGGGCUGCUGCUACCUCGGAGGUGGAUGAUUGUUUUCUUGCAGGGAUAUUUUGCCAGCAGGGGCCUUAUGAGAGAAUUACUCGAGCCGUACUUUUGCAGAAUUAAGUUUGACAAGGAGCAAAAGAGGAGGUGGUUCCGGGAAAGAGAGGGAUUGCUGUUCGGAUUCGGCGUGGGGUUUUACCUCUUGCUCAAGAUACCUUGGUUGGGCGUGUUGAUUUAUGGCAUUGUGGAGGCAAGCACUGCCUAUCUUAUCACUAAGGCACAACCCCUCCCCCCUCCUUUCUAUGCCAGCAAGGGAUUCGCCGAGACACAGGUGGUGUGGAAGAAUAAACAUGAAUUUAUGAAGUUAGAUCUCGAUAAGAUCGAUAGGUUGAACGUCAAAAGUGCUAUCAAGGGGGCGGAAAGUCCGUUUGUGAGUAGUACGGUUGAGAAGAAGGGUUUGUGACGUCUGGGACAUUAGCGCGGAGAGAUACACUGGGUUUUUUCUUCUAUUUCUCUUUUGUCCUGCUUUUGGUUGGAGGGGGAGAGAGAGAGGAGGUGAGUGAUUGGCUACACAGGAGCGGUUUGAGCCCCGGUUUGAAGUGAUACACCUGUAUUAUUAGUAUCAUAAUGCUUCCAAGAAUCGACAACGGGGUUGGCACAGCACCGCACCAUACAAGUCCUUGGGUGAACGCAACCAAAUUAUUCUCACUCGAUUUCGAGGUCCAGAGUCGCUUACUUCCGCGCAGAAUGUCAAUGCAAGUUCCCCAUAACAGAAUGUACGGGAUCACCGGGCACGGCGGAACGGCCAGGCACAGCAACUCCCGGCACAUCACUCGGAUGCACGCACCCCAUCUACAAGUACCCCCCCACCAAUCCACCGCCUCACUCACUCACACCCCAAACUCGAAAGUAACCACCCCAGCAACAACCGGAAAACCAGUCCAUCAACAAGAUUCCAUAUCACGCACUCCCCCCCCUCCAAAAAAAAAAAAAAAUCUAUUCAAGAUGUCACCUCCCCCCAUGCGUGGCCGCCGGUUCGGUAUCCGACGAACGCACGGGUGGGUGGGUGUAUGUAUGGGUUUCGGAGUUUCAGUCUGGGGGAGGGGAGGGGAGUUUUGUGCGUAGGGUGUCGUCUGCUUCGCUUGGUAUCAUGAUGGGUGUUUGGAGGGAUUGCUGGAGUAGGUGGGGUUGGGGGGACUUGAGACAGACAGACAGAUACGGUAUCCGUGAAGGGGUUAUGGGUUUCUCAUCAGGUGUAAAAUUGUAUCAUACUUG